Molecule: messenger RNA, 2068 nt
Organism: Oryza sativa Japonica Group (Japanese rice)
Lineage: Eukaryota; Viridiplantae; Streptophyta; Magnoliopsida; Poales; Poaceae
Source: RefSeq, a predicted model, not a curated record
AAAUGAACACGCACACAAAAAACAACAAAAAAAAAAAACGAUCCCCCGCCGCCGCGGCGAGUCCCCACGGCGGCGGCGGCGGCGUCAUCUCCGGCGGGAACGGCGUUAGGCUGGGCAUUCAAGGGCAGGGCGACGAGCGGCCGGUGAUGGUGGGCACUGCAUCCAGCGCGAUGGAAGCAGCGGCCGCCCGCGUCGAGUCCACGGCGGCAGCGGUGACCGAGGAGACGGCGGCGGCGAUGGCGAUGAGGGUUGCCCCUAGCUUCUUCCAUGGCGCGGACAGCUCGCUGUGCAGUUUGUUGCUCCAUCCCCCGACGAGCGGCAACUUCCAUUGACUGGGAAUCAGGUUGCAUAGUAGCAGCAGCGACUGCCUCCUCCUGGAUUUGACCGAACCGGCGGUUGAAGAAGAAGAAGGUGGUGGAGCUCCAUGGUGGUAAAACCAUUGCAUAUGCGUUGUCCUCCUCGUUCUUCCAUUUCUCUUAAUUUCUCCUCCAUUAUCACCAACAGAGCUAGACAAGCCGGUUCAGCUUCCAAUUUUUGAUAUAUUAUAUUUUUUUGUGUGGAAUAAACCUAGGAAAAAUAGGAGGAUGAGGAGUCAAGAUUGCAGCGGCAAUAUCACUAGGUUCAUUCUUUGAAUAAUUGAACUUAAUUUGUUUGGAGAAGGGGCGGCAUGGUACCAAUGACCAACAAAGAGGUAACUUUCCAGAUUGCUAUGUAGAUGGUGAUUUUACUGUCCUGUGUAUGAUCUGCCCCCAUAAUCAUCAUGAUACAGUAAAGUUUUAUAUACAAGUCACCAUGGUACAAAAUUAAAGUGUUACAAAGUGCUCCCUCCGUUCUUUUUUGUUUGACGUCCAACGUCAAACAUUGAGGGAUGUAGGUAGUAUUCAUUAUGAAAAUUUUGAAAGCAGCAGUGAUUGCUAGUAUGAUUUCCUGGACAUGCCUGUGGCUGUGUUGCUAAGAACAUAGGGAAGCACUUUAUUCUGAAAGUGGAGAACCUGAAGGUGGUGAACAGCCAGCAAAUCCAGAUUUCAGUGGAGGAUUGCACCGACGUGAAGAUGUCUCGCCUGUCGAUCACAGCACCAGAAACUGCCCCAAACACCGAUGGCAUCCACAUCACACGCAGCAGAGAUGUUCAGGUGACAGACUGCACGAUCAAGACCGGGGAUGACUGCAUGUCGAUCGAGGACGGAACCAAGAACCUGCAUGUCAAGAACAUGGUGUGUGGACCGGGACACGGCAUCAGCAUCGGCAGCUUGGGGGAUCAUAAUUCUGAAGCUCAUGUCAACAAUGUCACCGUGGACAAUGUCAGGCUGUAUGGCACAACGAAUGGAGCUCGCAUCAAGACAUGGCAGGGAGGAAAGGGUUCAGCGAAGAACAUCGUGUUCCAAAACAUGGUCAUGGACAAUGUCUGGAACCCCAUCAUCAUCGACCAAAACUACUGUGACUCUUCUACACCCUGCAAGCAACAGAAAUCUGCAGUGGAGGUGAGCAAUUUGCUGUUCAAGAACAUCAGGGGCACAAGUGCAUCAGAGGAGGCCAUCGUGCUGCAUUGCAGCAACAGUGUGCCUUGCCAUGGCAUAACCUUGGAGAAUGUCAAUCUCACUGUCAAGGGAGGUAGCAGUAAUGCCAAGAGCACCUGCCAGAAUGCAGAAUGGAAGAAAUCUGGUGUGUCAGUCCAUUGCCCUGUGGUUUCAAAAAUUGAUCUGGAGCUGGUUGGAACAUCAGAUUAAGUGGAGGAUGUAGAGUGUCAGAUGAUCUUUAGAGAAGAUUAUAUGUAGAGUAGGAGGAUAAAUACGUAGCGGAAACUACAACUUUGGUGUAAACUUGAAAUCUUAGGAGGGAUACAUGAUGUGUACAGAUAGAUACUAGAUAGAGAGGCCCUAAAUUGACAGAGUGUGCGAAGCAACUCUCUGGGUUCUUGAGGGAUACAUGAUGUGUACAGGUAUAUACUAGAUAGAGAGGCCCUAAAAAAUUAACCGUGUGUGAAGCAACACUCGGAGUUCUUGUACUGAGUUCUUGUUCUCGAAGCCUCACAUAAGUGAUCAAAGCCCAUUGCGAGCUAUUUUUUUAA